Messenger RNA from Pisolithus orientalis, 790 nucleotides. RefSeq names its product ubiquitin-conjugating enzyme/RWD-like protein. Gene Ontology annotation, cellular component: cytosol; endoplasmic reticulum. Lineage: Eukaryota; Fungi; Basidiomycota; Agaricomycetes; Boletales; Pisolithaceae. The coding region runs from base 82 to 624 and encodes 180 amino acids. The record is from RefSeq and is a predicted model, not a curated record. The transcript has 9 exons.
GCUUGGGUGUUUCGUCAAUUGAUUACCGGAGUCACUUUUGUUUUGCCUUGUUUUCGUCUACCCCCACCCUUGCACUCUCCAAUGAUCACGAUGAAUAGCAGAGGAUCGAACAGCGGUGGUAACAGCGCGAUAGCCCUGCGGAGGCUGAUGACGGAAUACAGGCAACUCACCUCCGGAGGUUCACCUGAUGGGAUGUUCACUGCAGGUCCCAUAUCGGAGUCAGAUUUCUUCACUUGGGAGGCACUGAUAUGUGGUCCAAAGGAUACUCCCUUUGAAGGAGGUGUCUUUGUUGCUAAACUCACGUUCCCUACGGAUUACCCUCUCUCGCCUUUCAAGAUGCGAUUUGAGCCGCCCAUCUACCACCCCAACAUUUACCCCGAUGGCACUGUCUGUAUCUCCAUUUUACACACGCCGGGUGAUGACCCGACAAUGUAUGAACAAGCUUCGGAACGGUGGUCACCCGUCCAGAGUAUCGAAAAGGUCAUAUUGAGUGUUAUUUCGAUGCUAGCCGAGCCUAACCUCGAGAGCGGUGCCAACAUUGAUUGUUGUAAGCUAUACCGGGAGAACAAAGCAGAGUACGAACGCCGCGUUCGUGAAUCCAUCAAACAACAGCUCGGAUUGUGAAAUGCAGAGCCUUCCUCUUGUCAUAACUCGGUGGUACCGAAUGGGGAAGUUGGCGUAGGGAAGGAUUCAGGUUCGUUGUCGUGCGAGAGGGACGGGGGUACCCGAAGGAAGAUUUUUCACAUUUCAUACGGAUCGCUUACGGUCUUGACAGCCUAGAGGGCAUAAU